This is a messenger RNA of Rhagoletis pomonella (apple maggot), 453 nucleotides long. RefSeq lists its product as uncharacterized. NCBI's taxonomy places the organism in Eukaryota, Metazoa, Arthropoda, Insecta, Diptera, Tephritidae. The coding region runs from base 1 to 453 and encodes 150 amino acids. The transcript has a single exon. The record is from RefSeq and is a predicted model, not a curated record.
AUGACACAAGCGAAAGCUCACGAGAUGGCAGUUGAGCAAACAAUAAAUGUUUGUAGGCUCAACAGCCGUUCAGAUAUGGUAAAGUCAAUACUAGCAUCGUCAACCUUCAGCGACUCGAAAGAUGUUGUAGCGAAGAUGAUUGUGGAGCACGACAAUAUAAUCAAAGAGCGGCAGGUGUUGGCUUUUAGGUCACGUCCCAUACGGACAAAUAAUUUUCGAGGAGGUUAUAGAGGCAGCAAUAACUACAGAUAUCACAAUAACAAUUUUAGGUUUAACGGCAAUUCAAAUAGACACAGCGGCAAUACUAGCUAUCGAAACAACAAUCAGAAUAGGAAUAAUAGUUUCAGUAAUAGACGAAAUAACUACAAUAAUAGUAACAACAGUCAUGCUUCAAGCAGUAAAAAUAACAAUCAAACGCCGAAGCCCCUCAGGCGCGAACACUGGGAGAGCUAG